GAAACGUUUUAGAACACCAAAGAAAUGUCUUGUGCAUACUAUUAUUUCUUAAAGUUAAAUUAUGAGUCAAAAUGACAAUAAAAACUAAUAGACAGUUUGAGCAAAUGUAUGGCCACUGCACAUAAACAAUAUUGGGAAAACCCGCAACACCUAAACAUAAUCAUUGAAAAUCGCAGCCGACCAUCAUACCGUUCAAGUAACAAAAAAACGGUAUCAAGUAUUUACCGCGAAAUCAAACGCUCAUAAUUACGGAGUCAAGACCAAUCGUUUUACGACAUAUAUAUACGAUCGCACAGUUCCGUAGCCGCAGCCGAGUCGCGAACGCUACCCGACACACACCAGACAUGCUAACACUCGCGUACACCACGCUCGCGUUACUCGUAACAAUCACCGCUCGAACAAUCCCAGACAACUACAACCAAGAAAGAAGAGCUUUAUUAGCCGAAGAAACACUAACAUCCGUCGGCGGAAAACAAAAGCUGAACGAUGAAGAAACUCGCGCUAACGAAAUACUCAUGAAAUUGAAGACCAACGAACUGAACGCCUCGUAUUUCAAUCCGCAACAUUUCAAUUUCUCCAAACAUUAUUUUUCGUACAAGAAGGAUAUUGAGAAAUCUAGAGUGUACCAAAUCAUAAGGAGCAUGCCGAAAGGAGCGGUCCUACAUGUACACAGCUCACUGAUGCUACAUCCGGAUAUCCUGGUCAAAUUGACGUACGAGGAAUAUUUGUACGCGUGCUACACACAUGAUAGUAUAAAACUACAGUUCUCUAAGGCGACCCCAGCGCGACCUUGCGCGAAUAAGUGGGCUCUUGUUAGUGAACUCAGGAAUAAUUCCAGUGAUCCGAACGCCUUUGACGCUCAUUUAAGAGAUUAUUUCACACUGUACAGAGAAAACGAGGACUACGAUUACGUCGACAUCAACACAGUUUGGAAGAGAUUCAAUAAAGUGUAUUACGCGAUCAAAUCGUUAAUAACUUAUCGGCCAGUGAGAGAAAAAUAUUGGUAUGAGACUUUAAAACAGUUUUAUAAUGACAAUGUUAUGUAUAUAGAAGUGCGCUCAGGAUUGCCUGAUUUAUACGAAUUGGAUGGCACUAAACACGGUAAGAGAUACUUGGUAGAGCUUUAUAAGAACGGGACUGACAAAUUUAUAGAAGAGCAUCCAGAUUUUAUUGGCAUCAAACUAAUUCUGACAAGAGAUAGAGCUCAGAGUAUCAACCAUGUACUAGAAGCUAUUAAUGUAACAAGACAGUUGAAAGCGGAAAUGCCUGAUCUAAUAGCUGGCUUUGAUCUAGUCGGUCAAGAAGAUUUAGGCCGACCAUUAUCAGACUUCAUACCAAUUUUAUCAGAAGCCAAAGAAGAAAUAAACCUAUACCUACAUGCUGGAGAAACUGCUUGGCUCGGGACGUCUACAGACGAGAACCUUGUUGAUGCAAUUCUUCUGGGGUCAAAGAGAAUCGGUCAUGGAUAUGCGUUAACAAAGCAUCCAAGUCUGAUGUCAGCGUUGAUAAAGAAGGACAUAGCUUUGGAAGUGAAUGUGAUAUCAAAUGUAGUGUUAUCUUUAGUGCAUGAUGUGCGGAACCAUCCUUUAGCUACGUAUCUAGCUUUAGGUCUGCCUGUAGUUUUGUCUAGUGACGAUCCGGGAGCCUGGAGUGCUGAACCUCUCUCCCAUGAUUUCUUCGUAGCUUUUAUGGGAGUUGCAAGCAAGAGAGCUGAUUUGAGGAUGUUGAAACAGCUAGCAAUUAAUUCCAUAGUGUACAGUGCGUUAGAGGAGGAUAGAAAAUCAAGACUGUUUGCUGUGUUUUAUGAUCGUUGGGAUAGGUUCAUUAAAGAUGUUAUAUCUAAUGAAUCUUAUAGAGAUUUAGAAGUGUCAUAGCGUGUAUGAUUUUGGACUCUAAAGAGUGUAAUUUAGGUUGUUUUUCACUUGCAGUUGUUUGAAUGGUUUGUUGAUAUUUUGUGAGUCGUGUUGGUCUGUUUGUUUUUGCUGAUAUUGUUCAUUUUGAUGACUCUAUGUAAGUGACAAAAAUAAUGUGAUUAUAAAACGAAAAAUCUAUGUUCCUAAAAUCGUUGUGAGAAUGAAUAGACGUCUUUGUAUUUAUUGUUUAAAUGUAAGUUUUUU
Trichoplusia ni (cabbage looper) is the source of this 2117-nucleotide messenger RNA. Its product is annotated as adenosine deaminase 2-like. The record is from RefSeq and is a predicted model, not a curated record. Lineage: Eukaryota; Metazoa; Arthropoda; Insecta; Lepidoptera; Noctuidae. Gene Ontology annotation, biological process: adenosine catabolic process; inosine biosynthetic process. Bases 345 to 1874 code for a protein of 509 amino acids. Gene Ontology annotation, molecular function: adenosine deaminase activity. The transcript has a single exon.